UCAAACAACAUCAAAAUGCUGCAAGGAUCUGCUGUUAUCUACCUAGGGUUGUUGGCUUCCAUUGCAAUUGUUGAUGGUCAAGUAAACAAUAAUCUUGUGCCCAUAAUAACCGAACACUCUAUACAAUGUCCACCGUUCGACGAUCCCAACCAUAAUGUGAUGUUGCCAUAUCCCAACGACUGUCGCAAGUAUUACGUAUGCCAAAAAGGACGCGCCUUUGAGCACCAGUGUCCUCCGAAUUUGUUCUGGAGCCAGAUGACCUACCGCUGUGACUACAAGGAGUACUCCAACUGCAACUCGGACAAUCCAAGACCUAAUCAGGAUGCUGGGGUGAUAUUUAGUGCAUAUCCCGGAGACUGCAGUCGAUUCUACGAGACACGUAUCCUUCGCUGCGAGCAAAACCUCGAGUGGAGUUCAGUAUACCAGAGCUGCGUACCCCCACUGAAUGGGGAUUGUCAGAGGUAUCCUGUAGCCUUGCCACCCGUAUACCCCUUUACCCCAUUGCCUCCCUUGCCAACUACACCCACCGUGCUUCCCUAUGAUCCCAUGCCCACCGCUGCUACUCCACCGUCCAUAACUCCUACGGAGUCCAACCGACUGCCAAUUGAUGUCCAACCGUUGUGCAAUAUUAGUCCUCCCAAUUCAUACAUUCCUUAUCCGGGCGACUGCAACAAGUUCAUCCAUUGCGGACCAACAGCAACCAUUCUUACAUGUCCAGAUUCCCUGAAGUGGAAUCCUGGCCAACGUGCCUGCACCAUUUCCAGCGAUGGGUGCCAGUAAUAGGAAACCAGAGCUCUGAAACCAGAGUU
Messenger RNA from Drosophila santomea, 809 nucleotides. RefSeq lists its product as uncharacterized. NCBI's taxonomy places the organism in Eukaryota, Metazoa, Arthropoda, Insecta, Diptera, Drosophilidae. The coding region runs from base 16 to 780 and encodes 254 amino acids. The record is from RefSeq and is a predicted model, not a curated record. The transcript is spliced from 3 exons. Gene Ontology annotation, cellular component: extracellular region. Gene Ontology annotation, molecular function: chitin binding.